UUUCUUCUGGUAGCAAUACCAACAGUUCCUUUUCCCCUGUCCUGCCCAACUCGGCAGCUUCCCUUUCUCCCACAACCCCAGCUCCUCCAGAUCUCGAUGCGGCGCAAGCUCGCCGGCGACGCGCCAGCGUCGGCUUCGGCCGGCGGCGGCUCAGCCCCGUCCGAAGCAGACCUGGCGCAGCUCUCCACCGCCAUCUCGGCGGGGGAGGACCUGGGCCCGUUUGUCCGGCGUGCGUUCGCCUGCGGGCGGCCGGAGCCGCUUCUAUCCUCGCUCCGCGCCGUCGCGCGGGACCGCGAGUCCGAGAUCGAGGAGCUCUGUCGCGCGCACUUCCACGACUUCAUCCGCGCCGUCGACGACCUCCGCUCUCUUCUCGCCGACGCCGAGGUGCUCAAGGGCUCCCUCUCCGCCUCCCACUCCGCACUCCUGUCAUCUUCAGCGCCGCUGCUUGCCUCGCUCGAGUCGUUCCUUGCCGCGCGAGCUCUCGCCGGGAACCUCUCAUCCGCUCUCGCCUCCUCCCACCGCUGCGUCCGCCUGCUCGCGCUCGCCGCUCGGGCUAAUGACCACCUCCAGGCCGGCAACCACAGUCUCUACCUCGCCCUCCGCGCCGUCGAUGCCAUUGAUCUCAACCUUGCCUCUCGCCCCGACCCGCUGCCUCUUCCUGCCCUUCGCCGCAUGCUGCUCAGCCUCGUACCCGCGGUGCGCGUCCACGCUGAGCGCGAGAUCUCCAGGGAGUUCGCCGACUGGAUGGUCAGCAUCCGGGCUGCUUCGCGGCACCUUGGACAAGUGGCCAUUGGCCGCUCAGCUGCCGCUAGGCAGCGCCAGGAGGAGCUCCGCUCCAAGCACCGCCCGCUGGAGGAGUCGAUCACCCUGGACGAUGACGGAGCUGGUGACCUCGACGACUUUGCUGCAGCCACGGCGACGUCUGAUGGGUCGGAUGGUGCCGCUGCAGCAUCGUUUGACCUCACACAGCUCUACCGUGCCAUGCACAUACACCAGACACUGGCGCUUGGGGAGCGAUUCAAGAAGUACUACCUGGAGAACAGGAAGCUCCAGCUAACAUCCGACUUCGAUGUGAUUGCGGCAACACCAUUCCUCGAGUCUCAUCAGGUGUUCUUCGCGCAGAUUGCUGGAUUUUUUAUUGUCGAGGACCGUGUGUUUCGAACAGGGGGUGGACUUACAUCCCGGGUGGAUGUAGAUGCAUUGUGGGAGGCUGCACUAGGAAAGAUGAUCUCCGUGCUGGAAGAUAACUUCUCCAGGAUGCAGACAGCAAACCAUCUGCUUCUCAUAACUGAUUAUGCUGCCUUGCUUGCUGCCACAAUGAGGAGAUAUAGUUAUCCAGUUGGGAUGCUACUCGACGUGCUGGCUAAGCAUCGGGACAAGUACCAUGACUUGCUGCUUGCUGAUUGCCGGAGACAGGUGGCAGAGGCACUGGCUGCAGAUAAGUUUGAUCAGAUGCUCAUGAGGAAGGAGUAUGAGUAUUCAAUGAAUGUGCUUGCUUUUGGGAUUCAGAGCUCUGAUAUCACACCGGCAUUCCCAUAUGUCGCGCCGUUUUCAUGCACUGUGCCAGAUAUUUGUCGUAUUGUGCGGUCAUUCAUUGAGGACUCGGUGAGCUUCAUGGCGCAUGGGGGCGGUGGUGACACAUAUGCAGCGGUGAAGAAGUACCUUGGUCGGAUACUCUCAGAGGUUGUGAAUGCUUCGAUACAGAAGCUUGUGGAUUCAGGCAGUGGUCUCAGUGUCUCUCAGGCAAUGCAGGUUGCUGCAAACAUGUCCAUAAUGGAGCGUGCGUGUGAGUUUUUUACACGCCAUGCAGCGCAAUUGUGUGGUGUGCCUCUACGCGCAGUAGAGCGUGGGCGGCGUGACUUUCCACUUCGCAAGUCUCGUGAUGCUGCAGAGGCGCUUCUGCUGCGGCUAUUGUGUUCCAAGGUUGAUGAAUUCAUGCGGCAAUCUGAUGGUGUCAACUGGAUAGCUGAUGACCCACCUGCUGGGGGCAAUGAGUAUGCCAAUGAGGUCACUAUCUAUCUGGAGACUCUUACUUCAACUGCUCAACAGAUCCUUCCGCUUCCAGUGCUCCGUCGUGUUCUUGUUGCAGUUCUUGUGCAUAUCUCUGAGAGGAUUAUUGCCCUAUUCUUGAAUGACUCAGUGAAGCGGUUUAGUGCUAGCGCGGUCAUCGGUAUAGAUACUGAUCUUAAAAUGUUUGAGUCAUUCGCAGAGAACAUGUCGAGCCUGUUCCUGGACUCUCAUCAGGAUUCUGCAGCAAGUGAAAUGAAGUCUGCACUGGUGGAGCCGAGGCAGCUGGUGAAUCUUCUUAUGAGCAACAGCCCAGAGAACUUCCUUAACCCAGUGAUCCGUGAGAAGAGCUACAAUAAGCUUGAUUAUAAAAAGGUGGCAAUUAUCUCGGAGAAGUUCAGGGAUACCUCAGAGAGCUAUUUCUCAACAUUUGGAACUAGGGGUGCUAGGCAGAAUCCAAAGAAGAAAUCUCUGGAUACCCUUAUCAAGAGGCUUCGAGAAGCUAGCUAGCCUCUACCCUGCAGUAAGAUAAUACUCCCUCCUUUCCAUAAUGUAAGACGUUUUUUGACACUAGUGUCAAAAAACGUCUUACAUUAUGGGACGGAGGGAGUAGUUGCAUGUAAUUUAGCUUGUAUGUGGUGUGCAUUAUGUGUGUUAAAAUCAUUGUUCUUCUACGUACUACAAUUUUCUUGAAGGUAGAGUGCUUGUUCCAUAUGUCUGGAUAUCUUAAUUUUGAUUCUUUUAUUUACUCGUAAACAGUAUGAUCAAGAAUUCAAGAUAUAGUACAUCAUUUGUUUU
Aegilops tauschii subsp. strangulata is the source of this 2805-nucleotide messenger RNA. Its product is annotated as exocyst complex component SEC15B. Lineage: Eukaryota; Viridiplantae; Streptophyta; Magnoliopsida; Poales; Poaceae. Gene Ontology annotation, cellular component: membrane; exocyst. Gene Ontology annotation, biological process: Golgi to plasma membrane transport; intracellular protein transport; exocytosis. The record is from RefSeq and is a predicted model, not a curated record.